AUGCCUGGAAUCAACGAUCUCCCCGUGGAGUUAGUACAAAAGACUAUGUGCGAGAUGGACCUGAAAGGUCUGCGCCAUAUGUCGGCGUCGUCCUCCGCUUAUCGAGCCAUCUAUAUGGGAGCGAAAAGCUUAAUCCUCAAUCGCGUCCUUAUCAAUGAACUCGGCCUAGAAAUCUUUCAGUUGGCGAUGCUCCGUUACGCCUGCGCCAAUCCCGACUUGAAGCCAGCGGCGGGGACUGUCAUGGUUCAGGCUCAGACCGAGCGUUUAACUCCGAAGAUGAAACUCAACGGAAGGGUAUUCAUAAUCGACGCCAGCAGAUUCCAGUUCCCGAAGACCGCAUUCGACGACGAGGUGGUACGAGAGGUUAUGUCGUUUCACGAAAAGGUCGUGGCUCGUGUGGAUUUGGGCGAGGCCCAGAAGCGACAGGAGACUGCUCGGUACAGUGUGGGGCACAACGUCUUGUUUAACUACUUGCCCGCAGUAAAGUAUCGGAUGGCAACGGCGUUGUAUGCGGCCGAGAUCUUGAGAAAGCUUUGCCCAAGGGAGUACGGCAGAGACCAAAGCCCUGCUAUUAUGGUCAAGCUUAAGCGCCAUCACUGGGUUUCGCUAAUAAAGACGCGCGCACUGGAUAUUCCUUUUGAAGUCGAAGCCGGGACCUAUAGCAGUGAUUGA
Hypoxylon trugodes is the source of this 672-nucleotide messenger RNA. RefSeq lists its product as uncharacterized. The coding region runs from base 1 to 672 and encodes 223 amino acids. NCBI's taxonomy places the organism in Eukaryota, Fungi, Ascomycota, Sordariomycetes, Xylariales, Hypoxylaceae. The record is from RefSeq and is a predicted model, not a curated record. The transcript is spliced from 2 exons.